ACGACACAUCCGGUUAGUCAUUGAUCAUACAAUAAGUAAGACUCUCACAAUACUUCAGUUUUUGUAAUAAAAUAUUUUAAAUGCCGAUUUGUAUUUUAUGAAUAUUUGAGAAUGUGUAAACCCGUUACGUGAAACCUUUGUGCUCUACUUUGUUCGUAUUUUGCUUUAAUGAUUAUCAUUCACGAUCGCCAUGAUACAUCUGUGUGACCGCAACAAAAAAUACAAAUAACAUUCAUAACCUCCGAUAUAAAAUAAAAUGAUUUUUUAAAAGAUAUGUUUGUAUGUAUGUGCAUAUGACGUAUAACCAAGGACAAUGGGAAGACGAAUAAAUGCAAUCCGAGCGAACCUAAACGAACGUGAGCGAACCUAAACGAACGUGAGUGAAACUAAGAGAACGUGAGCGUAACCUAUCGAUAACGGAAGAGAACUAAAAUCUUUAUUCUCUUGCGCAGAUUUGCUUUCUCUGAUAAAAAUUUCCAUAAAACUUCAUACAAAGAUAUGAUAUUGCAAAAUUUCGUAUGAUAAACAACUGAAAUUAGAUUAUUACUGUUUGUUAUCAUUGCGCUUAUAUACAACUGACAGUCAUAUAAAUUUUGAUAUGUCAACAGAGAGAAUCAUUAAUUCGUAUUACUAAUGCUACAACGAGCUGUAACGUAUAGGUGAUAUGACAGCGUGAAAAUUAAUCUUGACGGAUGAUAACAAUGUUUAAAAUUUAGUUAAUGUCAUUCAUCUGACGUAUGCAUUUAGAUAUCCAACUAAAUAAAGUGUUCAGUGAUUAUUCUAUUGCUACGAACGCUAUAAUAUUAUAAAAGUAUAUUUAAAGAGUUUUAAAAUACAAAAACGCAAGAGGUGUUAUCGAAGGAAAAAGUAAGGCUAUUGAAAAUUAUACAGAUUGUGACACAAAGCGUAAUAUGAAUUUAUUUCGAUAUAAAUUAAUCUUUAAAAAUUCAUCUUUAAGUUGCACCGUGUAAAUUUUAAUGCGAUUUAGAACACAACCAUAAAUAUUGUCAUGAAUAUAAUGGAUAUAAAAGAUAAUCCUGAAAAUGAUAAUUUUGGAUCUUAUCAUGCUUUGUUGAUCGCAUUCAAAACAAUGAAGGAACGUUGUCAACAAUUACAAACUAGAUUAGCUGCUGUAGAAGAAGAAAAUUUGUGUUUGAGACUCGAAUGUGGAAAGGAUAUGUCUACUGCGAUUGUAAAAGUCAAUAGUAAUGACAAAGCUGUCAUUCAAACUUUACAGGAAAAAGUAGAAAAUCUUAAAAAACAAAAAUCACAAUUAACCCAUCAUGUCUUUAUGGUUGCUGCAGAAAAUCGUCAUUUAUGGAACCGACUAAUCAGAUUAUCAAAAACCAAUAAGUCUUUAGAAAUGCAUUUCACAAAAAUUUCUGAUGCAUUAAAACAACAUCCUUCUACUCAAUCAUUUGAUAUUAUGUCACAUAGUUUUUGUAAUAUUCCAUCUCCUAUUAAACAAGAAACAAAUAAAUGUAUAUUGGGUAUAGAUAAUGGUGAAAAAGAGCAGAGUUUGGAAGAAAUAUCACUUAAACUUAUCAACAGUAUUAUGUUAGAAAAAUCUGAUCUUGAACAGCAGUAUGCAGAGAUGGUAGAAUUACAAAACAACGCUGACUUAAAUUUACAAAAUAUUGGUUUCACUUAUCCAGAAGAUUCUGAUACAGAUUCAUUAGAACAAUUAAAACAACAUGAUGUAAGAUUAUCACAAACAAAGGAUGCCUUAUUAGCACAACAGAAUAGAUUGAAAAGAGCUAUACAGAAUAUGAAAAAAAUUAAAAGAGGAGGAAUGUGUAAUGGUUGCCGUAAAAAUGCGAAUAAAAAAGUUGUGCAUAUAGGAAUACAAUUUAAUUCAGCUGACAGUUUUCAAGAACAUGGUUCAACACAAACAAGUUUACCACCAAUAAGUUUAUCUUUAGAAAAAUGUGCUACUGAAAAUUCAGAUACUGAUGAUAAAAUUUGUCCAUUAUGUGGAUUUUUUUAUGGAAAGUCUAUCCCAUUUGCAGAAUUUCAUGAACAUGUUUUGAGUCAUUUUACGAAAGAUACAUCUGUAGAUGGGUUUGAACUUGUACAUUAAUCCUAUGUAUAGAAAAGUGAUGAAAAGCAAUUCUAUCAAAUCUGUUGUCAAUUUAUUAAUGCAGUCUAAGUUACUGUUGGAUAAGUACAAGAUAGUAAAAUAUGUAAAUAAUUGAUAAUUCUCAUAGAUCUAUUUGCCUUAUUUAUAACAUUGUUUUCAAUCAGUGAAUUCUAUAAAAUGUUGAUACAUUAUUGCAUCAUUAUGAAGAAUGAAUAGCCAACAAAUAUUUUACUAUAGAUUAUAUAUUUGUAUCUUGCAUACUGCUGGAUAUAGAAAUUAUUUACAAAUAUACUACUUAUUUUCACAAUAAAAAAUAUUUCUAAAUCAAAUCAAGUUAACAUACUGACAUUACAAAGAUAUUAUAGAUUGUUUAAUAAAAAUUAAAUCUCUGUAAUGAUUAAAAUAGCAUUAAAAAAAGGAGUACAAUAAAUGUUCAAAUAACUUCUAUAGAAAAUACUUUGAAUUGUUUUAAGCAAGUUGUGACGGUUUUAUAUCCUUACUAUCGGAAGGUUCAACUGUAGAUGGUUCAAGAAGAUUUUCAUGAAACCAUUCAGGUCGUUUCUUUGGCAUCUCUAUUACUUUCUGGUUCUAAAUAAAAAAUUAAUGGUACAAAUCAGAUUUUAAAAUAAUGUAAAAUAAACAUUUUUGUUAUAUUAAUAUAAAUCUAAAAUAUAAUCAAAUAAUUAUUGAAGUACCUUCCAGAA
Messenger RNA from Vespa velutina, 2784 nucleotides. RefSeq names its product protein spindle-F (gene spn-F). The record is from RefSeq and is a predicted model, not a curated record. The coding region runs from base 1010 to 2080 and encodes 356 amino acids. The transcript has 7 exons. NCBI's taxonomy places the organism in Eukaryota, Metazoa, Arthropoda, Insecta, Hymenoptera, Vespidae.